AUGAAGGUAGCGUUGCUCAGCCUGGCUGUGGCCGCCACAGUCGUUGCCCAAGAUGGGUACAAGGCUCAGCCGCAAUACGGCGACAAACCUGCCAAGUACGAUGACGGAUACGGCAAGGAACCGUCUGGGUACGGCAAACCCGGGUACACGGUAACCCGUCCGCCCAAGCCGACAACAGGCCCAAAGAAGCCAUUCGACCAGUUCUACGACAACCUCAAGUUGUGCAAGGUCGAAGGGGACCUCGCGCUGUGCAUUGCUACGGCCCAGUCUCGCCGCGACUGCAUGAGCGACAAGCGUGUGAACAAGUGCACGUCUCAGUUUGUAACAGCUUUGUGCUCGGAGCUUGCGACGACGACCACCGGCACGUACAACAACGGGUACUUUAGCGCUACCACCGACUCGUGUGUGGAUGCGGCUCUGGCUGACUCGCUCUUGGUCUACAACAAGUUGUUGCGUGAAGUGAACACGGCGCUGUCGAUCACGACGCAGUUCGACCAGUGGACUUUCACUACUGUGAAACUCGCGCUGGCGAGCACGCGCAACCAUGCCGACUGCGUCAUCAAGAGCUUCUUCAACUUCCUCACGGAGUCGGCCAACAACAAGGUCCUGCGCAAGCAAGACCGACAGUGCUUGGACGAAGCGUUGAACAACAAGAACUGCGAGUGGGCGCAAGACGCCACGGAUGGUUGGAACCUCCCAUCGUUCCUCCGGCGCUACGGCAACCUCGCGUUCAACCAAGCCAUUCGGUACAUGGAAAGCCGCUUCGGGUCAUCCCAGAAGAGCCAACUCAACCACGCGAUCUCGGACUUGCUCGAAGCCGUCAAAGACCAAAACACGCAAUUCGUCGAGUUUAUCAACUCGGACUACGAUUUCACCCACCGCACGACUACGGUACAGCUCUGCUCGUUUGUGCCUCCGAGCCACAGCGUCGGGUACCAGAUGAAUGGCAAGGUCGUUGGAGUCGACGCGAGCAAGAUCAAAUUCCACUUGCCAAUCACGGAUAGUCACGACAUUUGGUAUGCGGAACCCACGACGAGCUGGAAGAAGCGCAAAGGAGAAAAGGUCCCUCCCAUCGUCGCGACAUGCGACGCGUACUACAAGGAGACCAAGGAUGCGUACGACGCGGACGUGGCCACGGGGACAAAGUGGAUGGCGUACAAAGUCAAAGCCGAUUCGUCCUUCGUCGGCCGCCGCGGCAAGAACUUGGACGUCGAAUGCAUCAAGGCGGACGAAGGCGAAGGUUGCAAGUUGUUCUCGGACAAGGAAAUAGCUGCCGCCGUGGACGACGCCAACAAGGACGACAAGGACAAUAAGAAGAAAGUCAAGACGUUCAGCGUCGGCGACCGCGUCGACGCGGCUCACGCAGCCUUUGUUAAGAAGGCGCGCGACACCCUUGGUACCUCGCCUGACCGUUGCUUUGGACUGAGCGGCCACUUCAUCCGCUUCUUGGAAACCGGGGAGGUGAAGCCCGUCACAUUUGCCGAUCCGACUGUCCGUACUUUCGACGGCAAAACCGUCGCGAUCAAGAGCCCCUACUGCAAGGCCGCGUCAUGGGUCGAACCGCACUCGUGCAACUCGCACUUGACCCACUCGUCGUUUAAACGCCUGUGCCAAACGUUGAAGCGCAGCUGGGACUUGGACACCGUCGUGCCCAUCGUGAGCACUCGAUGCUUCCCUCAAUCGUGCGUGUUGGCUCAGUUGGCCAAGUGCAUGGACGUUCCUGAAAAGGUCGAAACCGGCUACGACUACGUGACGAAGCCCCAACCUGGCUACAACGGGUACCGCAACAACUAUUACCAGCGCUCGAUGUUGGCGCUGGAGUCGGUAAACACUGGCGUGCUCGCCAUGGCUGGUUUCGUCGCUGGUGCCGCCGUGGUCGUGGUGGCUCAAGUCAUGCUAAAAACUCGCGCCACAGGCGCCGCUUCCAGCUACUUGCUCGUUUAA
This is a messenger RNA of Aphanomyces invadans, 1944 nucleotides long. RefSeq lists its product as hypothetical. The transcript has 2 exons. The record is from RefSeq and is a predicted model, not a curated record. Lineage: Eukaryota; Oomycota; Saprolegniomycetes; Saprolegniales; Verrucalvaceae. Bases 1 to 1944 code for a protein of 647 amino acids.